GCCAUGCACGCCUCCGCCGGCCUGGGGGACGCGUCCGCCGCUGACAUCAUGGACAUAUGUGAGUCCAUCCUGGAACGGAAACGGCAUGACAGCGAAAGGUCGACAUGCAGCGUCUUGGAGCAGAAUGACAUCGAAGCCGUCGAGGCCCUCGUCUGCAUGAGCUCUUGGGGUCGGAGAUCCCAGAAAGGUGACCCGUUAAAGAUCAGGCCCCUUACACCCGUCUCGGAUUCUGGGGACUUGACGAUGCACGGUGACGCAGCUGCUCCUGAGUUCCCAAAGGACUUCCAUUCUCUGUCAACCCUGUGCAUGACUCCUCCUCACAGCCCAGAUUUCGUGGAGCCGUCGGCCGCCCCGCUCCCGUCCCACCAAGUGACUUAUUCCAGAAUGAGGACGGCCCCGGCCCGGCCGGCCGCCUCGGCCGGGGACCCCGCCCCGGCCCAGGUCCCCCGGUCCCCGGGCGCGGGGACGGAGAAGCCCCGCCGGGCCAUGGCGACCAGCGUCAUCCGCCACACGGGAGCCGGCUCGGCCCGGCGCCGGACCGGGAGCCCUUCGGGGGGACUCCCGCGGGCCGGGGAGACGGGAGGCCGGGGCUCGGGGCGGCCCGGGGAGCCGCGGGCCGCGCCGCCCGCGGACGAUUUAACCGGGGAGCCCCCCGCGGCCCGCCGGCCCCGCUUGCACGCCUCCGAGCCCCCCGACAAAGGGCGGCGGGCGUCCUGGCCCGCCGCGGCCCCGCAGGCUUCCCCGCCGAAGGAUCGCGAUGGCGACUUGCCCCGGAAAGCCGCCCCUCGCGUUUCCGUCCCCAGCCCCCCCGUGCUGUGCCAGAUGUUCCCCGUGAACGGACAAGGCGGGGUGAUUUCGGCUUUCCUGAAGCCCCCGCCCCAGGCGGGCCCGGUGGCCGUGAAGCCCAUUUUACCCCAGGCUACUCCAGUGUCGCAGCCCCUCCUCGUCGGGGCCCCGAUGCCUCAGGGAACCGUGAUGCUAGUCCUUCCCCAGGCUGCCGUCGCGCAGCCGCCCCCGGCCUGCCAGCCCGGCGUCGUGACCGUCGGGAGCACCAAACUACUGCCUCUUGCCCCUGCUCCGGUGUUCAUUACCUCCGGCCCGAACUCUGCCCCUCAGAUGGACUUCUCCAGGAGGAGGAACUACGUGUGCAACUUUCCGGGCUGCAGGAAAACGUACUUCAAGAGUUCUCACCUCAAGGCCCAUCUUCGCACACACACUGGAGAAAAACCCUUCAACUGCAGCUGGGAUGGCUGUGAGAAAAAAUUCGCCCGCUCCGACGAACUCUCUCGCCACCGCAGAACUCACACAGGAGAGAAGAAAUUUGUGUGCCCGGUGUGCGGCCGCCGCUUCAUGCGCAGCGAUCACUUGACGAAGCACACCCGGCGUCACAUGACCACGAAGAAAAUCCCCAGCUGGCAAGCGGAGCUCUGCAAAAUGAACCGAAUCACGUCAUCGGAGAAAGCCGGCAACGUUAGGGAGACGUUGGGAUCUCCGGGAUCACCUGGGCCGGCUUCCGUUUAAAAGGCCAUUUAGGAGACAAUCCUGAGCUGGGGAAAAAGCCCUCUCCAGCAAGCGAUACUUUUGUAAUGACUAAAUACAGAAUUUCCCUCCCCGGUCUUUUGGUUUAGUUUUGUUUAUCUGUUGUAUUGAAAGCAUGUUCACGCUUUUUCCCCCCCCACCUUUAGUGGGGGCGGCCCUGUUCAAUGACAGUCCUCAUUUGAGGCUUUUUAAAAAAAAAAUUUUUAAGGACAAAAGAAACACAAAAAAAGGGUCAAUCUGCAUCACCAGCAUGAAACCAAUCGAAACUGUAGGAGAAGUAUAAUUCAGGCAAUAAGGUUUACAAGAAGCGACUCAGACUUUGCAUUCGUGUUACAGAAAAUUCAACAGGGUGACUAGUUUUCCUAGUGAUGUUUUCUACAAAAAGGUUUUUAUCGCAGGGGGCCUUCGCAGUUUCUAGAUAGUGAAUUUGAAGCCAGUGGAAAGCAUUUUAUAAGUGAUUAGCCAACUUGAAACAUCCGCCAGCAAAAAUAAAUGUUCCUCAUCAAACUUUUUAAGCCCAGUCAUUUUUUAAACUCGUAGCAGUUGAACAAGGGCCUUUGAAAGGAGGGGGAAAAAGUGCGGUGAACAUUUUCAUAAAGUUCCAAAAGUCAAAUCGUGUCGUUUAAUACAAAUCUCCUCAGCUCCGGUGUAUUCGAGGCUAGGGUGUCGAAGGCUGAAAUUUUGGAGAACCAGGCCCUGGAAAGCAUAUGCACAAACCCAGAGUGACUUGUGAAAAAUGUUGCAUAACGUGUUUUCGUUCUCAUCCAAAGGGGAAAAUUAGCCGAAAACUUAACAACGACAACAGAAAGAUCUGGCCGGUGACCAGGAAACUGUUGCGUGUUGCUUGACAUGCAGAAGUUAGUGUUGUUUAAGGACAUGGGUUUUUAUCUUCUGGAUUGAAAAUGAUCUUUUUUACUGCUUUUAUUACUCAGUGUCCAGUAGUGAACAGUAGGUUUCCAUUCACCAGAACACCAAAAAAUGUGAAGUUAGGACAUGUUCAAAAAACACCACUCCUCUCGAAAGUCUUUCGUUGUGGCCUUAUACUAUAUAGUACGUUGUAUGUAGACUUAUCUCCUCCAGUAAAUGGAAGUGUCCAACUAGCUGAAUGAACUUUUCUUUCACCAAAGUAUAGUGCAUCUAAAGUGAAACACGGAAAGUGUGCAAACUAACAGAUUUUUUUUUUCCCGCCACCCCUUCGCUGUUUGAGUUGGAAGAAAAACCCAGAAACCACUAUCUUGGUAAUCAUUUUGGUUUUCAGGGGUUAUUCUUCUAACAAGCAGAGAAAACUAUUUCAAGGGGGAGGGAAAAGGUAUUGUUUUCUUUCUUUCCAGUCCGUGAAAAUACCCGCCCUGUUGCCAAAGGAUUCCGUUCCUUAAUUACCAUUGAAUUUUGGGUUGUGUUGAGCACUGCUCAACAGCUCCGGAAUACAGAAUGCAUAAUAGGGAAUGCACUGUAUGUUGCACUACUUUUCUGUAUGACUCCUUGUUUUCUUGUGCAGUAUAUAUAUAUAUAUAUAUAUAUCUAGAUUUUUAUGUCUUGAAUAUAGGUAUUGGCAGUUUACCUUUAUAAAAAAAAUUCCGAUAAAUUGAAAUGUUGAACUUGAUGUACUGAGUGUUUGUGGCUAGCAUAUCGUAUCCACGUUUUUUAUUCUUUCAUUUGAUACUUAUGGAACUCCCCUGCCCUGUCACCGUGUCAUUUGCUAUGUAGUCUACGUGUAAGUGGUCAUGUAUUUAGAAGGGAGUUCUUGGAAGCUCCUAUUUUGCUAAAAGGUACGCUUCCCCAGUGCCGUAUCGACACCCAGAUGGUAUCAGACCGUUGGCCCAGAAUUAGGACGUGGCGGGGUGGGGUGCUUUUAUCCCCCUUUUCCCUCACCUUCUACUCCAUCAACAACAAACCUUCUUAUGACUGCGUGAAAUAUGCAGACCCCAAAUCUAGGGAUCUCAGUUGCUUUAACAUACAAAAAUGUAUUCAUGGUUGUGUUAGUCACACUAUGACUUCCAGGUGAGCAGAGAUCUUUUGGACACAUAACGUUUUCACAUAUUGCCCCCGAUCCCUGACAGUUUCGAAUGAAACUGGCAGUUCCAGGAGAAAAAAAAAAAUGAAUGGCAGUUCCAGGAAAAAAAGAAAAAUUGUGCUGAUAAUUGUUUCCAUUGCAGACCCCAAAUGUGCAGACCCCAAAUCUAGGGAUCUCAGUUGCUUUACAUACAAAAAUGUAUUCAUGGUUGUGUUGUCACGCUAUGACUUCCAGGUGAGAAAAGAUCUUUUGUAUACAUAACAUUUUCACAUAUUGCCCCCGAUCCCUGACAGUUUCGAAUGAAACUGGCAGUUCCAGGAAAAAAAAAAAUUGUGCGGAUAAUUGUUUCUAUUAAGGCAUAGAUUUCUCUCUAGAGAUUCUUCGCUUUUAAAGGUAAGGCUUUCUUUUUUCAGAUUGGGGAAAGAGAAAGGUUGCCUAAAGGAAGAGCCAGAGCACUUUCACUUUUCAUGUCUGACUCCCUCUGAAGUCUCUCGGUGUCCUGGUUUAAGCGUAUAAGGCAAACUUCCCCAGUGCACUUUAUCGCCUGAGCAGUCGUGCUUGAUCUUUUUACUCUAAGUAGUUCCAAGAAGAAAUUUUUUGGAUGUUUCAUAAUUCCGUUUUUUGUAACGAAUUUUUCAAUGUAAUAUUUAAUAAAAACCGUAAUCCUCCUUUGAA
Tachyglossus aculeatus (Australian echidna) is the source of this 4228-nucleotide messenger RNA. RefSeq names its product Kruppel like factor 11 (gene KLF11). Gene Ontology annotation, biological process: regulation of transcription by RNA polymerase II. NCBI's taxonomy places the organism in Eukaryota, Metazoa, Chordata, Mammalia, Monotremata, Tachyglossidae. Bases 4 to 1521 code for a protein of 505 amino acids. The transcript is spliced from 4 exons. Gene Ontology annotation, molecular function: RNA polymerase II cis-regulatory region sequence-specific DNA binding; DNA-binding transcription factor activity, RNA polymerase II-specific. The record is from RefSeq and is a predicted model, not a curated record.